Molecule: messenger RNA, 3261 nt
Organism: Mya arenaria
Lineage: Eukaryota; Metazoa; Mollusca; Bivalvia; Myida; Myidae
Exons: 10
Coding region: 180-1799 (539 amino acids)
Source: RefSeq, a predicted model, not a curated record
GUGAACAUCUGACAUAGGCUAAAACAGCCAUUAUUUUUCCCAUUUUGUAGUGUAGUGGCGUAGUAGUAAGACACUUGAUUGUCAGCCCAGGGUCACAGGGUUUCCUGAAUGUCACAUUUAUUAAACGAGAUGAGCACAUAAAGAUCACUUUGUUGCAUGGAUCGUUACCUCUUAAGGCAAUGGCUGGCUCAGAUUCUGUCACAACUGUGUAUGUAGGAAAUUUAAAGACCAGUGCAAGAAUUAUAGAGCUAAAAUCAAAUCUACUGAGGUUGAUAAGUAAACUGUUGAAGGUUUCCAUAACUUCAAGUGAUAUCAGCAUUGUAAAUGGAUCCAAACGGUACGCUAUUAUUGACGUGCACAAUGAGCAGAAUGUGGAAUUUAUACUUCAAAACUUGGCGGAUCAUGCAGACAGACGUAAAUUAAACUUCAAUUUCGAGACUAUAGUUCAACCUGAUAACUACCUCCAUGUUGAUACCCUGAAAUCUCAAGAUGAGAAGCAAGCAAGGGAUGAUUUCGAAAAUGCCAAAAAUCCUCUACGUCCAUUUCAAAAACCUCACCUGCAUGUCCGAAAAAGACCGGACUAUGGUAGAGUUAUACCGCUUAAGUCAAUGACCCCAGGCCACACUGGGCGGAGUUCAAGACAAAGUUCAGACACUCAGCGCAGCAGGAACCCACCGUCAGAGCCUCCGACAGAUCUAGAUGUGACGCUGGAUGAUUAUCCGGUUGACAGAGACAGGAGCCCUCAUGGAAAGAAUGUCGGGGAAGCUAUUAACAGAGAGAUCAACAUGGUUCCAUUGGAUGACUCAACUCUGAAGGAUGACAGUGAUGACUCAGGAACGCAGGUCGACCUUGUACACAAUCGGACGAUAUCAUCCAUACAUGGGGAGGGAGACGAUGAACAAUCAGAAAACUCAGAGUAUGAGGAUCCACCUGGAUCCGUUAUCGACCUGCGACACGUGAGCCGGGCAUCAAUGAAGGGGAAGAUAACUCCCAGGAUUCAUAGACGUGUCCAGAAACAGUCAGCGCGUGAAACGUCUUCAGUGAGCAGAAAAGAUUUCUUUGCUUUCCUGGAUGCUCAAAUAGCUGGAAAUGAUACCGGUCAUUCAAAGACCCAUGAUGGGAAUACACAUGUGGAUGAAGAGUCUGGUACCCCGUACUAUAAGCCAGGGGAGGUUGUAUACAACCAUGAUCUCAGUAAGGAAUUUAAGGCGUAUUUAGAUGGGAAAUACACACUCAAGAAGAUACACGACCACGUGGCACGGUGUGUGUGCGGCUUCAUGAACUCACGGGAGAGAGGCAUGUUGCUCAUCGGUGUAGAUCGGCGAGGCCAUGUAGUUGGAAUAGACUGUGAUACAAAACAAGAGGAACGAUAUCGCCGCCAUUUUCUUGAAGCAAUAAAGGAGAUUUUUCCUCCAGUAUUUGGUGAAGAGUAUUCCAUACACUUUGCACCGCUCCUCGAGGAAAAUGGACGCCAACAUCCAAGCCUGAAGGUGAUAGAGAUCCGAGUGUUUCCCCCCGAGUCUCAGGAGCUCCUUUACGAGUGCAGUGAGGGCGUGUUUGUUAGGAGAAAUGGGAGCCUAACAGGGCCAAUCAAAGCAAGCCACAUACAGGAGUGGAUCAAGCAGAAGCACAUGGAAACGUUUGACCGCUACGAGUCGAAGGAGCAGUUUCUUAAGAAUGAGAACGAGAAGAAAGAUGACAUGAUCCGACGGCAGGCCGACACCAUCAUGGCACAGAGGAGCCAAAUUGAGAGUCAGAAACAGGUAAUAGAAGGAGGCAAGUCAUGUACAAUUUUGUGAUGAAAAGGAUGAAACACUACUGUCCAAUGAAACUACUGGAAACAAGCUGUGAUAGUGUAGUCGUAGCGGCCACAGUUUGCAUGAAAGAACAUGAACUUGAGUAAUAGGAAUAUCAAAUAAUAAGAUGACCAAAAUAACUCAGGCAGUACUUUUGUGUCGUUGACAUUUAUCAAAGUAUCAUACCUACAUGUUGGUACACAUAAGGUGCAGUUGGCAGUAAUUUUAAAUGUUGAUGCCUGGCAACACCACACUAUCAUUUGAAAGGUUAUUCUGUACUGAUACUAAUCAUGUUACAUAUAUGACCAAAAGAAUAUUAUAGAUAAGGUAAAUGCAAUUUUGUGAUUUAUUUCAACUGGAAUUUAACAUGAAAUUACCAAUUUUAAAAUCUUAAAAGGGCCAAAACACUUUUAAUGAGAUGUUUAUCUUGGUAUGAAUAUUCUUGUUUCUCUACUCAUGAAACUACUUUGAAUGACACCUACAUAAUGUUAGGUAGAUGGGCAUCCUAAAUUAUUAUAUUUGUACAUAAAGAUACCCUAACAUCCCCAUAAUUUGCUGCUUAUGACUAAUUUGAUAUGUGUUUAUGUAUAUCUAUCUAUUCAUCAUGGGUGGAUUGUAUUAUUUAUUUCAACAUUUACUCAACACAGCAUAAUAUCAAUAUUUAAUGUGCAUUAAGUCUGAUCAUGCAUUCAGUCUGAUCAUGCAUUCAGUAUGUUCAUGCGUUCAGUCUGAUCAGGCAUUCAGUCUGAUCAUGCAUUCAGUAUGUGCAUGCAUUCAGUAUGUUCAUGCAUUCAAUCUGAUUAUGCAUUCAGUAUGUGCAUGCAUUAAGUAUGUUCAUGCAUUCAAUCUGAUCAUGCAUUCAGUAUGUGCAUGCAUUAAGUAUGUUCAUGCAUUCAAUCUGAUCAUGCAUUCAGUAUGUGCAUGCAUUCAGUCUGAUUAUUUAUUAUAAUGUGACUUCACAAAUGUGAAUCAUUUUUUGUGUAAAAAGCAUAAAAGUUAUACAUAUAAAUCCAUUUUUUUAAUUGUUGAGAUUUUUGUUUUAUGUAUUUUAUCUUAUGCAUCUGUUUUAAGCUAGUUGGAUGAUACCAUUGAUGAUACUUGUAUAGUUGACAUUUUAGCUGGUCUGUUUUUGGAAGAAAAGGGCCAAGGACUAUUGUGAAAGCCUUUGGUUCGAGAUAGCGACUUAGCGUUUAAUAUUUCCAAUUCUACAAAGUUUCUACCAAGGAUUUUUUUUGUGGCUAUAAAAAUUGCUUUAAUUACUUACAAUCAUUUUUUUUUGUUGCAUGCAAAGCUUAUGUGAUUUAUUUUGUACCGGGUAUUUGUUUUUGUUAGAUUUACCUAUAUAUUGUUAUAAAUAUUUACAUAUAUACAAAAUAUGACAAAUGUACAAUGUAGCCAUUGUGUUAAUUCUUUUGUGCCAAUAUCUGCUAUUCAAACAUGUUUUGUAAUAAAAGUGUUGAUUUUG